AUGAAGUUCGCGCACGACUUCAAAGAGAUCCUCGCCAGCCAAGGCUUUCCCGCCCAUUGGGUCACCCGAGCGAUUCCUUACAGCCAGCUCAAGAAAUGUCUCAAAAAGGUGCAACGAGAAUUGCAGGACCUUGGCCUCGACCCCGAAACUCUCCGUGACCUACUGGACCCGGAUCCUUCGUCUUCGGUCGCCCUCCAAUACAAGCUCAAGGCGACGGAUUCCAACUUUGUCCGACCGAAACUCACCGUCAACGUGCACAUAUCCGAUGGCGUCAUCGUUGAUGCUUCGUUAACGCCAACCUCGCGCCGUUUCUUCGAGCGCAUCGCCUCAGACCUUUCCGUUGACCGACUGCUGCCCACGCCCUUCUCGGAACGCACUAUAACGGACAUGCGGCAGGUCGAGAUGCCUCCUCCACCCGCCGACGACGCGACCGCCCCCGUUCCGGGUGGCCGUGUCGUCUACGAGACCAUCGAGGUGCCGCUGGUCUUCAACAGCGAAUUUUUCGACAUACUUCAGAGCGAGGUCAAUGACCUCGAUGCCCUCCAGGUGGAGGAGGAGAAGAGGAUGACGACCGAGGUGGUUCAGCUUGGCCAGGAGGUCUCCCGGGUAUCCAAACCCACGCGCUUCUCCAAGAACGAUCUCGCCCGCUGGCGUCGCAUAUUCGAGCUGUACCUGGAUGCCGAAGUCUUCUUCGCCACCCAUGAGCACGACCACGGCCCGAGAACGAGCAAGAAGGCGCUCGAGCAGCUGCAGUGGUUCCGCGCCGAGGUCGAAAGGCGCCAGCUUGCUCACGAUUUCAAGCUCGAGGAAAGCAAAAUGGCCUUUGCAAGAUUUCUCAGCCUCAAUUCUAGCUUGCUCAAGAAUCUUCAGUUCCAGGAGCUGAACAAGCUAGCCGUCAGCAAAAUCCUCAAGAAAUUUGACAAGCGAACAUCCCUAUCCGUGUCAAAAGUAUUCCCCACCGUCCUCCAGCCCGAAGGCGUCCUGUCGCGAGACAUGGCCAAGGUUGUGUGCGCCCACAUGUCUCAGGAGCUCGUCUCCGUCGUACCUCAGCUCAACGACUACCUGUGUCCCGUGUGCUUCUCCGUUGCCUACCGGCCGGUUCGGCUUGAUUGCCAGCACGUUUUCUGCAUACGCUGCGUCAUCAAGAUACAGCGACGCCAGGAGAAGCAUUGCCCUUUGUGCCGUGCCGACGUGGUUCUGCAUGCAUCAGCGGACAACCUCGACCAAAAGCUUGAAAAAUACAUGAAAAAGUACUUUUCGAAAGAGGUCAAGGAAAAGCAGCGUGCCAACGACAUGGAGCGCGGGCUCGAAAGUUUUGGACCAGGAUACACGCCCCUCGAAUGCGUCAUCAUGUGA
Messenger RNA from Drechmeria coniospora, 1356 nucleotides. Its product is annotated as RING-14 protein. Gene Ontology annotation, molecular function: metal ion binding. The coding region runs from base 1 to 1356 and encodes 451 amino acids. NCBI's taxonomy places the organism in Eukaryota, Fungi, Ascomycota, Sordariomycetes, Hypocreales, Ophiocordycipitaceae. The transcript has 5 exons. The record is from RefSeq and is a predicted model, not a curated record.